CCCCCAUCUCCUCCCGUAUCACGGUCAUAUCACCAAGUGAGCUGCCAUUUGCUUCUUCCAACCAGCCUAUAUCGCUUCUCUGCCCUCUGAUCUGGUUGCUCUCGCGCCCUCUCCUCAAACCUUUCCUGUACCUUUGAUCCCUUAGGCGACGAAGCCCCAAUACAUCCCUUGGUCAGGGCCCCUUUCAGCGCUACCAAUGCCAGAGAUGUCUACUUCGCUCGAGAGAAAGCCCGUCAAGUUCAGCAACUUGCUGCUUGGCGCUGGCCUUAACCUGUUUGAGGUCACGACUUUGGGUCAGCCGCUGGAAGUGAUCAAGACAACCAUGGCCGCAAACCGAAGUGACACCUUCGCUGGCGCUAUGGGUCGGAUUUGGGGUCGUGGCGGGAUCCUCGGUUACUAUCAAGGUCUCAUUCCAUGGGCCUGGAUUGAGGCCUCCACCAAAGGCGCUGUCCUCCUGUUCGUCGCGUCUGAGGCGGAGUUUCGGGCGAAGAGUCUCGGUGCCAACGACUUCUUCUCUGGUAUCCUCGGAGGUAUGACCGGUGGUGUGGCUCAGGCCUACGCUACGAUGGGUUUCUGUACCUGCAUGAAGACAGUGGAAAUCACGCAGCACAAGAUGGCCGCACAGGGUGUCAAGCCUCAGAGCACGUUUGCAACCUUCAUGGACAUCUAUCGUCGUGAGGGUAUCCGCGGUAUCAACAGGGGUGUCAAUGCCGUUGCAAUUCGUCAGACGACCAACUGGGGUUCCCGUUUCGGCUUGUCUCGCCUGGCUGAAGUUGCCAUCCGCAGGGUUAUGGACAAGGAAGACGGCCAGAAGCUGAACGCCCUGGAAAAGAUCUGCGCAUCUACUCUGGGUGGCGGUCUUUCUGCCUGGAAUCAGCCUAUUGAAGUCAUCCGUGUCGAGAUGCAGAGCAAGACCGAGGACCCCAACCGCCCCAAGAACUUGACCGUCGGCAAGACUUUCAAGUACAUUUACCAGAACAACGGUAUCAAGGGCCUUUACCGUGGUGUAGCUCCCCGCAUUGGCCUUGGAAUCUGGCAGACUGUCUGCAUGGUGGCUCUUGGUGACAUGGCCAAGGAAGCAGUCGAAAAACUGACCGGCGAAAAGGUCACCGCUAAGCACUAGAGAAGGGAUGAGAUACCCUUCUGCCAUGCACACUACUCUAUGAUGACCGGGGGUGGCCGAGGUCAGAACCUUUGUGGUCUUUAAUUUUCGUUUCAGCUAGGUGUCUGGACAUUAAUAAUCAAGUUCCUCACGCAUAAUUUUCUAUAUAAUAUGUUAUGAUGAUAGAGAAAAAGAAAUUAAUAGCUUAAGGGAAC
Molecule: messenger RNA, 1317 nt
Organism: Penicilliopsis zonata CBS 506.65
Lineage: Eukaryota; Fungi; Ascomycota; Eurotiomycetes; Eurotiales; Aspergillaceae
Exons: 7
Coding region: 206-1123 (305 amino acids)
Biological process (GO): mitochondrial citrate transmembrane transport; alpha-ketoglutarate transport
Cellular component (GO): mitochondrion
Molecular function (GO): tricarboxylate secondary active transmembrane transporter activity
Source: RefSeq, a predicted model, not a curated record